AUGAAUGAAAAUGAACCAGAAAAAAUUUCAAAACAUAGAUUUAUUUUAUUUUAUGGACCUUCUUGCAGUGGGAAGACUUACUACUACUCUAAACAGCUAUGCCACACCCAUAGACGCAUCUCAUCUGAAGAUUUAUUUAAGGAGGAUCCUGGAUUGGGAUGUAGAGGGGUUGGCUUAAGGAUAGUCUCGUUACUUCAACAGGGUCAUAAUGUUGUCCUGGACGAUGAAAACUACAAAAUACAGACAAGGAGAUCAUAUUACACUCUGAUUAAAAAGAAGGUUCCAGACUGUUCCUUACUCUGCUUAAAGUUUGUUGCAAAAUAUGGGAACUUCCAAGUUCAAUGGUUAUCAGAACAUUGCAUUGUUGAGGCGGGACUAGCACAUAUACCAUGUAAAAGAACUCGAGACCUCAACAAAUGGCUUGAUGGAGUUCAAGAUGUCCCUGAUGAAUUUACUGAACAAUGCAAAGUUGAAGAGAUUGUUUCUAUGCCAACUAUACAAAGCUUUUAUAAGUUCAAUGUUCCUGGUUUGAUCAUUGAAUGGUGCAGCGUAUUUUCUGGAAGGGAUGAAGAUGUCAUUCAGCCUGCUCUUCUGCAAGAGAUGGAAUCAUGGACCCACUCUUAUCCAGAUGGCAGGCUCAUAAUAGUCAAGACCGAUGUUGGUAAUUCAUAUGAAGACAUUAAAGGGAAACUGAUGAAAUUAGCCAAAAAGGUGGACACCCCAGUUGUUGCCAUAUUAUUGAAAGGGAAGUGUCCGUUCAGAACUCCUCCACAGCCAGGUUUGAUUGCAGUGUUGCAACGCUUUCUUCAUCUGGAUAUACAUUGCAAAGCCACAAUGUAUGUCUACACAACCAACCAGCACAAGGAAUGUGCCAUCAACGCAGGUGUCAGACAUAUCAAGAAGGAAACACUGUGUUUGGUUAAAUCUCCAUGUGCAGUGCAACCAAUUGUUCCUAAGAUGUUCUCCGAUUUUAUGCUAACUCCCCCUAUUGGUGAGAGGAAGAAGUACUCAGUGGAAAAUGAGAUGCUCCCAUUGUAUGAGGAAGCGAAGGUUAAUUCAGGUUUUGCAAAGAUAGAUCUAGAUGAGGAUUGUACAGUUUAUCUUGCAGCUUCAAAUGAGUCCCUUGAUAGAUACCAAAAUGGAAUUACAAAAUGGGUCCAAAAAACGCCAAGUGAUGGAUGUAAGAUAACAGAAACUUCUCCCAAAGUUGUUAAGCCAACAAUUUCACCAAAUAAAGCAACAAUGGAAGUAGAACCUACCUCUCUUGUCAAUCUUACAAGAACUGGAAGCUCGCGGAAUCUGCCUAAGUGGAUGUACACCAGAAGCAAAGAUGCACCAAAGAGACCAAAGAAAAGGCUUAGAGAGACAACUAAAAAAUCACUAUCAUUGCAGUGUUCUAUUGUUAAAGCUAUGAGUGAAUCUGAUUUAACCGACAAUGCAAAACAUAUCUGUCAAGAAAAUAACAAACCCUGUCUUGAUAGUGACAGUGAGCCUGAUGAGAUCACUAUAUUGAUUGACAAACCCAACAAUACUUACCCUGUUAGCGAGGUUAGUUUGGAAGGCAAUAUGGAAAGUAAUAUCGAUGAAUUGACGGGAGUGGUCGACACAGGUGAACUGAAUGAGAUGGGCAGUAGAACUACAUUAGCUCCAGCUUCCAUUGAAGAGGAAAGCUAUAUAGACAGCAUCUUGGAAUGUAAAAUACAAAAUGGGACCUCAUUUCAAAAUAAUGGUAAUUCAAAAAUGGAAACACUUGAAUCUCAAAGUCCUGGAUAUGAUAAGGGAACAAAUGGUGCUGAAACUCCUGUAAGUGGUGCAGCAUACCAAGGGCAUGUUGUUGAUGGAAAAUUAAAAAACUCAAAUAUAUAUGAAUCAGAAUACUAUCUUGACACACUCCCCAUGUUUAGAGAUGAGUCUCAAAGACCUUUGAAACCACCCCCUAAAAGGAAGUUGACCUCUCCUCGCGAAGACUCAAAGGAUCCACGUGUACUAAAGUCAAAAACUAAAAAGAAGUUUACUUCUCCCCGCGAAGACUCAAAUAAUCCAUGUGUAGUAGAAUCCCAGGGGUCUUCUGAAAAAUUACAAAACUACUCAUAUAAGUGUGAAUCAGAACACUAUCUUGACACACUCCCCAUGUUUAGAGAUGAGUCUCAAAGACCUUUGAAACCACCCCCUAAAAGGAAGUUGACCUCUCCCCGCGAAGACCCAAAGGAUCCACGUGUACAGAAGUCAAAAACUAAAUACAUGUCAGGAAACUCCAGUUACUUAGAUGAUUUAGGACUAUGA
This is a messenger RNA of Owenia fusiformis, 2283 nucleotides long. The record is from the annotation of a GenBank genome assembly. Lineage: Eukaryota; Metazoa; Annelida; Polychaeta; Sabellida; Oweniidae.